UCGUUAGCGUCCGUAGUCCAGUCGGCACGAGCACUACGGUCGUAUCCGUUUAAAUUUCGCGCGUCGUCCGGGUAUAUUCGAAAUAAUAAUAAUAUAUCGUGUGUGUAGGUGUGUUAGGUAUGUCCAUUUAUAAGCGCAAAAUUAAUAAUAAUAAUAUUAUAUUAUAAUCGAGAUACCCGCGAGUCGCGUUACACCGUGCAAAUCGUACCGAAUAUAUAAUAUACUAGGUAUAAUAUUACAAUAAUAAAAUAUUCGUCGGUGGCACACUUUUCUGACGGUAACAGUAGCGAUUUGUCUUUCCCGUUCGGACGCGAAUUAGUACAUAAAUAUAGGGGAAAAAAGAAGAGGGAAAACCUGUUGUUUUCCUUUUUAGUUUUCCGUAGCUGUUACAUCAAUAUAAUAUAAAUUUUUUUCCUCCGCCACCGGUCGGAAAACCUCAGCUAGGUCACCAUAAUCGCGUUCAAUACACUCGCGCAAACUUCUUCGCAGUCACUCGCACCUCCGACGUCGCCGCCCACACGCUGCGGACUCAUGGAAGUCACACGGUCAUCACUGUGGGCCCUGCUCGCGUUUGCUACCAUCCUGCAACUAGCCCGAACUCAGUCUUCCAAGCCAAACAUCGUUUUCAUUUUGGCUGACGAUUUGGGAUGGAACGACUUGAGUUUUCACGGUUCCGACGAGAUCCCGACACCUAACAUUGAUGCACUGGCAUUCAACGGUAUUGUGCUGAACAAUCUAUACACUCAACCGGUUUGCACGCCGUCUCGGGUGGCUCUAAUGACUGGAAAGUAUCCCAUUAAAUUAGGUAUGCAAGGUCCUCCGACUUAUGGUGCCGAACCGAACGGCUUGCCGCUGUCCGAGAAACUGUUACCGGAAUACCUCAGAGAAUUGGGGUAUACGACUCGAGCAAUUGGCAAAUGGCACUUGGGUUUCUACAAACAAGCCUAUACACCAACACGGCGAGGUUUCGACUCGCACUUUGGCUAUUACACCGGAUACGUCAGUUACUACGACUACCUACUUCAAGAUGUCUACCAAAAUUUCGGCGAAUUCCAAGGGUUUGACAUGCGACGAAACGACACCAUCGCAUGGGAUGUGGUCGGCAAGUACGCCACGGACGUGUUCACCGACGAGGCAGUGCGAUUGAUCAAGGAACAGCCGGCCAACCAGCCACUGUUCAUGUAUCUAGCACACGUGGCCGUCCACACGGGUAACAGGGGUAAGUAUUUGGAGGCACCACAGUCUGAAGUCAACAAGUUUAAUCACAUUUUGGAUCCGAACCGCCGAAUUUACGCAGCAAUGGUAUCGAAACUAGACGAGUCUGUGGGUCGAGUAGUGGAGGCGCUAACAGAAAAGAAAAUGCUGCAGAACACUAUAAUCGUGUUCAUGUCAGAUAACGGUUCGCCGUCGUUCGAUGGUUCCGGUCGGAAUUUCAGACCCGAAGCCGGUGUAACAGCCAACUGGGGUUCCAAUUUCCCGUACAGAGGCAUAAAGAACACGUUGUGGGAAGGUGGCGUUAAGAGCGCCUCAUUUAUCUGGGCUCCAUAUUUCCAGGAAAAUCCUCGAGUUUCCAAACAGCUCAUGCACAUUACCGAUUGGUUGCCGACGUUAUAUUCAGCUGCAGGUGGAAACCCAGGAUUUUUACCGAAAAAUCUGGAUGGAGUCGACCAAUGGACAUCUCUCACAUUAAAUUUACCAUCUCAGCGUAAUUUUGUUCUACUCAAUAUAGACGAAAAACAGCGUUAUGCAGGUAUUCUCAAAGACAACUGGAAAUUAAUCGUUGGUUCGACAGCGAACGGGACACUGGACGGGUUCUUCGGGGCGACCAGACCGCGGACCCCGUAUAACGCAACCGCGGUUCUGUACAGCCCGGCCGGCCGCGCACUCACCAAACUUUCGGACUCGCUGCCGUUCGCCACCGCCGGCUUUGGACCGAUGAGCAGCGUCCGCGAACUGUUGGCCAUGCGGUACGAGUCGACAAUCCGGUGCAACCCGUCGGCGGCGGGGCCUCGUACCCAGUCGCCGUGUCCGGCUGGCGAGGCGUGCCUGUUCGACCUGGUGGCCGACCCUUGCGAGACCAACAACGUGGCCAAGAAGUACGUGGCCGUCAGUGGGCAGCUGUACGAGGCGCUCAAGUACUACAGGCGGCUGCUGGUGCCGCAGACCAACCGGCCGUUCGACCCUGCCGCCAACCCAGCCCGGUUCAACAACACGUGGUCCACUUGGAUGUACUGACCGACCCAACGUAUACGUGGCUGUGAAUCGAAUGCACUAUAUCUAUUAAUGGUUCCCUUAAGACAGAUUCCGGUGUAUAUCCAGUAUCCACUAAAAUAUGCGACUCACAUUAAAAAUAAGCAUCGAGUCUUACUAGUCUAAAACGAACUAAAAUCAUUUCUAUAUGUUCAUAUAUUUUAUUCGAGUUUGAUCAAAAUUUGUUUUACACUAUAUUUGGUACCUACAGUAAUCAUUACCUAGUGCAUAAUAUUUAAACAAGAUAAAUAUUAAAUUUUUUUUAAAUCCAAAUUGUGUAGGUAUUUUCGCGUGUAUUUUUAUAACACAAAUGUAUUAAGUGCAUGCUUAUUUAACAGUGUUUAAUGCAUUCGAUUCACAGCCCUUAGUGUGGUCAGUAUUCAUCAUACACUAUGGGUAACGCUACUGUCGAUUAGAUAUAGUAAAUUAAUUAAUUAGGUGUCGAAAACAGUAGGUAUAUCUGCUGUGUUCAGUAAUUAGUUGAAAAAUAUAAUUUAACAUCCUCAAAGUAAUAUUUACAACUUUGCAAGUGACUUUGCGUCAGUACCACUUUUAUAGAUACUAUGUCAUUGUUGUACGAUUACCUACUACCCACACAUUAUAGUGACAUCAUAAAACUAUCGUAAGAAACAACCCUUAAUAAUUUCUGCACAUUUUCAGACGAGAUAAAUAAUUCGUUUCUUUCUACGCAAAAACUGUUUUUUUUUAAAUCGAUUAUUAUUAUCACUAUAAUUACAUAAUCUUCAAAAAUUCCAAAUAAUACCAGAUAGACAAUUAUAUUAACAACCAAAAUAUGAAACAAACUAAACGGUUAUUGUUACUGCGCUGUACAGAAAAAGUUGUUAUCCACCUCCUCACAUUUUAGGUGUCUGUUUUCGGUGAAAUAAUAAGUGCGUAGUGUCCUCAUGAGAAUCGUAUAGUUAAACAUUGCUAUAGGUUCUAAUUAAUGUAGUUGUAAUAAGUAUAUUUUUAUUUUGUAUAAUUUAUUAAUAUUACAUGUCCCUAUAUUUAUUGUACUGCAUGUUGGAUAAAAUAUGUAUUAAUCAUACUUUUGAAUGUUUAUAUUGAUGUUUAACUUAAUAUAAAUAAGUAGGUAGGUACUAUCAAACAAAAGAUACAACAAAAUACGUCAUAACUUACCUAAACAAUUUAUUCUGUCAUUCAAUUUUGUAUGAAAUAUCAUUAAGAAGAAUUGAAAUUUUCAAUUAUUUAUUUAGUAGGUGCUGUUUUUGAUAUAUUCAUUAUAUAUUUAAUAUAUAUACAUUUUAUAUUUGAUGAUAAAUACACAUGUGCCUAUAUACACGCUAAUAUAACUAGUAGGCAGAUAGAUAGAUGAUUCAAGACUGCAACCCUAUUACGAUAUAAUGUAUAUACACAUAAUAUUAUACUAUAGGUAAUAAUUGCAGAGUGCAGACUAUAGUUUAAAUUCCCAAUCAUGCAAAUUAAAUAUUAUUAUUAUUAUUUUAUUUUUUAAUUAAGAAUAGAGGCUUCAACCAAUAGGUCAUUAGCCUAUUAGGUUCAGGCCACUAUAUGCUCAUUCAUAAAUUAUUCAUUCGUUAGAAAGCCUUGAUACUUAUUUAUAUUAUUCCAAAUAAAUUAUUUCACAAGGAAAUACCUCUACCGGGAUGUUUUUUCACUCUGUUUUCCAUGUCAUUAUUUUAUUUAUUAUCAUCAAAUAAGGUUAUUGUUCAAACAGAUAGAAAAAAUCCUACGGAAAAAUUAGGUAACUAAUAAAAUAUAAAUCCUAUGGUCUAAAGUUUAAAUUCUAAACUGUAAGGUCUUGACUCGAAUAAUUAUUCACUUUUAAUAUUAUAUAAUUUUACUUUUAAUUUAAUGUUUUAUUUAAGUAUAAUAACUUUAAGCGGUAGUGUCAUUUUUUUUUUGUUUUAAAGAACUGACAAAUUGUUACACGUAAUAACUAUUAAUGUAUUUAUGCAAUUUUUGAUAAAUUUAUACUAUUUAUAUUUAUAUUAUAAUUUAUAAUAACGGCACUAUAUUUAUUAUGGUAAUUUAAACCUGUAUGUUAGUCAGUAUGAUGCAAAAUUAAAGGAAUUACGUUUAUUGUGAUGACGAAA
Acyrthosiphon pisum (pea aphid) is the source of this 4325-nucleotide messenger RNA. RefSeq names its product arylsulfatase B-like. Bases 532 to 2235 code for a protein of 567 amino acids. The transcript is spliced from 8 exons. The record is from RefSeq and is a predicted model, not a curated record. Gene Ontology annotation, molecular function: sulfuric ester hydrolase activity. Lineage: Eukaryota; Metazoa; Arthropoda; Insecta; Hemiptera; Aphididae.